This is a messenger RNA of Girardinichthys multiradiatus, 1145 nucleotides long. RefSeq names its product transcription factor SOX-30-like. The record is from RefSeq and is a predicted model, not a curated record. The transcript is spliced from 5 exons. NCBI's taxonomy places the organism in Eukaryota, Metazoa, Chordata, Actinopteri, Cyprinodontiformes, Goodeidae. Bases 270 to 1013 code for a protein of 247 amino acids.
UUCACAAACGUUAACUGAAGGAGUGGGUUAAUGUCAUCACAGAUGAAAGGGACCUCUAAACUUAACGACGAAAAUCUAUUAAAGAUUGAAAAAACGGAAACACUGUACUAAACAGGGACCCGGGUCAGGAAGUACCGAUAGACAAGCGGAGAACAGAACAUUCGCUUGACAGAACCGAAACCAGGGAAAACAACGCAGCUACGUGGCUUUAAUUAAUGAAGUUUCUUCCUCCAAAUAAGACUUUUUAACGGAUAAUAGUCUAGUUCAGUAUGCUGCAAACGGGUCAAACUGGAGAACUACUGACCUCACCUCCAGUGUGUCCUUCUGAAACUUCAGACAGACCAGGACGAGAUGUUCUAAACACCAGUUUAACCAUUCCACCGUCAGAGAAAGAUUUCAAGCCUAUCCGGUUUGUCCAAGAGAACGGACGGGUCAAACGGCCAAUGAAUGCCUUUUUAGUGUGGGCUCGCAUCCACAGAGAGGUCGUGCAAAAAUCCUUCCCAGGAAGUACCAGCAAUUACAUCAGUGUUCAACUUGGCAAUGAGUGGUUUAAGCUCAAUGAGGAGCAGAAGAGGCCCUACUAUGAAGUAGCUGAGAAGCUGAAGAAGAUGCACAGGCAGCAGUUCCCUGAUUACGAAUAUCACCCCAGGAGGACAAAAUACAGAAGGCAAGCCUUAGAGGAGAAAUAUGGCCCAACAUCAGGACAACAGCAGAGCUCAAAUAUUCCCUUUAUGGUCUCACAAACAAUGCCUUCAUAUGACCCAUACUUCCUGGACCCUGUUCCCUUAGGUUCAUCUUUUGUGCCUUAUUUAUGCUGCUGGGAUCCCUGUUCACCUUUUAACCCCUAUCAUCCGGAAGCCCUCUACCCCACGGGCCAGAGCCAGAGUUUAAGCCCCCUAUUUGUCGGGAGCAGGAUGGAGACGGCAAACAAUGAUCACAGUCAGGUGGAGCUCAUAGCCUGUCUCCCUGUGAUGGGCUUUGUGCAGCAGAAUCAUUAUCCAGCUGGUUUUUAGUAAGAAGUGAUGGUGGCUCUAACAUAAUUUCAGUGUUGUCUUUGAACAAUGUCUGGCGUUUACAAGCCAGCAUAUUGAUGAUGCGGGCAGAGACACACUGGCACCACUAAUUAAAUAAAAUGUUCUCUAUUA